AUGGCGCGCAAAGGAGCCACAACCGGCCAAAGGAGGAUUUACAUGCCAAACAUGAGAGAUGAGGGAAAUCCAACCACAAUUCAAUCCAGGAGGGAUAGAAAAACAGUUCGGUCGAAGCAGAACUCAAUUGGCCCGAGUAAAAAGGAGAUAUCAACAUCACAACCACUCUCUCGGCCAGAAUCGACGAACCAAGCGACAAUGCUCGACCAUCUCCCAAACGGCACGACCGAAGUCCACCAAACUUCACAGGCGACCUCAAAACAUCAUUUUGGUCGGCAAAUCCAAAAGAUAGGACGAGAAAAAGUGCCUGCUACGUGA
Molecule: messenger RNA, 318 nt
Organism: Microthlaspi erraticum
Lineage: Eukaryota; Viridiplantae; Streptophyta; Magnoliopsida; Brassicales; Brassicaceae
Source: the annotation of a GenBank genome assembly